This is a messenger RNA of Alligator mississippiensis (American alligator), 3685 nucleotides long. It is a transcript of the gene STAT6, whose product is annotated as signal transducer and activator of transcription 6. The record is from RefSeq and is a predicted model, not a curated record. Lineage: Eukaryota; Metazoa; Chordata; Crocodylia; Alligatoridae. The transcript is spliced from 22 exons. Bases 562 to 3054 code for a protein of 830 amino acids. Gene Ontology annotation, biological process: growth hormone receptor signaling pathway via JAK-STAT; regulation of cell population proliferation; response to peptide hormone. Gene Ontology annotation, molecular function: DNA-binding transcription factor activity, RNA polymerase II-specific; RNA polymerase II cis-regulatory region sequence-specific DNA binding.
CUGCAGCAGGGGCCUCCCUAUCUGCCCCUUGGUAGGGUAGGAGCUGCAGGAGAGCCCCUGUGGGGUCCGGGGUGCCAUACCCCUGGUGGCACUGGUGUCCUGCUGGGGUUGCCCAGCCCAGCAGCUGCCCCGCCACCCCCGGGGUGCCUAUCGCCCAGACCAGACUCCCCAGUGACAGGUUGUCAUGGGGGGGAAGCCCCAGCCCCACCUGCUUAUCCCCCUUUGACUCAGCUGGGCUUUUGGUGCAGGGCAAACCCCAGCCCAGCUCACCCCCAUGUGUGUCCCUGCUCCCCUCCACAGGCCUCUCAGAGAGAGAAACUGAGGCAUGCCCCAGUGGCUGCUGGGAAGCUUGGGGGGGGUAGAGAACCCAGGCAUCCUGCUGGGAAAUCUCUCCCCUCCCCUGCAGACUCUGGCAGGAUGAGACCUCCCUGCCCCCCCAUCUGCCAGCGGGGCCCUGUGGGUGCUGCAGCAUAAGGGGCAGAUCCUGCACCCCUGUGACUGUGGGGCGGGGCUCGUGGCAUCCUGCCUGCCCUCCCUUCCUGCGGUGCACGGGACUGGGAAAUGCCGGGUGCUGAGCACCCACAUUGCAGCCACCAACCCCCACACCCUGGCGACGCCACGGCUGCCAUGUCGCUGUGGAGCCGGGUCUCAUGCCUGCCCCCCGAGCAGCUUGCCAGCGCCUAUGGGGAGUUCCCGCGCGGGCUGCGCAACCUCCUGGCCGACUGGCUGGAGAGCCAGCCCUGGGAGUUCGUGACGAGUGCGGAUGCGGCGGGCACGUUGCUGACAGCACUGCUGGAGCGGCUACAGGCGCUAGCAGGGGGUGGCGGGCCGCAGGCCCAGCUGCUGCAGCACAUUGCCAGCCUCGAGGGCACCUACAGACAUGACCCGCUGCGGCUCCUGGGCAUUGUGCGCCGGGUGCUGCAGGAGGAGAAGGCGGCUGUGAUGAAGCAGGACCGGCACCUGCCCCUGGGCUUCCACCGGCAGCAGGAGGAGAUGAAGUUUGGGCUGGAGCUGCAGCGGCUGCAGCACCGCGUGCACGAGCUCCAGGCACGGCGCCAGGCACAGCCUGGUCUGCAGGGCUCCCAGCUGAAGAUGGAGGUGACAAGUGCAGGCAGCGAGCUGCCUGCGCUGCUGCUGGAAGCCACGAAGGAGCUGGAAGGGGCCAAGCAGCAGGUGCUGAAGAGGAUCCAGAUCUGGAAGCGGCACCAGCAGCUGGCGGGAAACGGCGCCACCUUCGACGAGAGCCUGGACCCACUGCAGAAGAGGUGCGAGGGGCUGGUAGAUGUGCUCUUCCAGCUGCAGCAGGAAGCCGUGGCCUCAGAGACCGAGCUGGGGGCUGAGGCACUUGCCCGGCUCCUGGAGAGGCUCAACGAUGUCCUCACCUCCCUCGUCAAAAGCUCCUUUGUGGUGGAGAAACAGCCGCCGCAGGUGCUGAAGACACAGACCAAGUUCCAGGCAGGCGUGCGGCUGCUGCUGGGCCCACGGCUGCUGGCAACUGCCCCCCGGCCCUGCACCGUGCGCGCUGACGUCGUCACUGAGAAGCAGGCGCGGGACCUGGCCCAGGGCUCCAGCGCCCUCAGUGAGAGCACGGGUGAGAUUAUGCACAACAUGGUCAGUCUGGAGACCAACCCGUGCGCAGGCAGCUGCUGCGCCAUCUUCAAAAAUGCUCUACUGAAGAAGAUCAAGCGCUGCGAGCGGAAGGGCUCCGAGUCGGUGACGGAGGAGAAGUGCGCCGUGCUUUUCAGUGUCACCGUCACCCUCAGCCCCGGGAACCUCGCCCUGCCCCUCCAGGUCCUGUCGCUACCCAUCGUGGUCAUCGUCCAUGGCAACCAGGACAACAACGCCAAGGCCACGGUGCUGUGGGACAAUGCCUUUGCUGAGCCCGACCGGGUGCCCUUUGUGGUGGCCGAGCGGGUGCCCUGGGAGCGCAUGUGCGAGACGCUGAACCUCAAGUUCAUGAGCGAAGUGCAGACCACCCGGGGGCUGCAGCCCGAGCACUUCUUCUUCCUGGCCCAGAAGAUCUUCAACGACCACAGCGCUGGCCCUGAGGCCUUCGCCGGGCGCCCCGUGUCCUGGGCCCAGUUCAACAAGGAGAUCCUGCCAGGCCGUGGCUUCACCUUCUGGCAGUGGUUUGAUGGCGUCCUGGACCUCACCAAGCGCUGCCUCAAAAGCUACUGGUCUGACAGGUUGAUCAGGGGCUUCAUCAGCAAGCAGUACGUGAGCCGGCUGCUGAGCACCGCGCCUGACGGCACCUUCCUGCUGCGCUACAGUGACUCCGAGAUCGGCGGUGUCACCAUUGCCUACCUGGCCCGGGCUGAGGAUGGUAGCUGGCAGGUGGAAAACAUCCAGCCCUUCUCGGCCAAGGACCUGUCCAUCCGCUCGUUGGGCGACCGCAUCCGUGACCUGGUACAGCUGCGCAACCUCUACCCCAGCGUCCCCAAGGACCAGGCCUUCGGCAACCACUACAACAAAGAGCAGAUGGCCAAGGAUGGCCGUGGCUACGUGCCCACCACCAUCAAGAUGACGGUGGAGAGCGAGAGGGUGUUGCAGCUGCAGCAGCCUGGCUCCAUGGGGGUACCCCCAGUACCCUGGCACCCCAGCGAGCCCCUGCCCUCCAACAUAUGCCUCCAGGGCUUGGACCCCAGCACCCCCCUGACAUGCUACUCCCACACGGAGAUGACACACCCCCACUACCACAACCCCUCACAGAUGGUGUCUGUCACCAUGACAACGGUGUCCAGGCCACCCUCCUGUCCUGACACCUUUGGCAACACACUGGACACACGGAUCCAUCUGCCCUUCCUGCUGAACAAGUCCCCAGAGCCGCUGGACACAGAGAUGCUGGACCUGGACCCCGGCACCUUCACAGGGGUCUCCCCAGCCCUGGACACCAGCUUCAUGCCGCCCCCCUCUCCCCAGUGGAUGGGGGAGGAUGGGCUGGAGCACCUGGACCAGCUGCUGCAGGAGGGGCAGCACGAGGACCCCACCCCGCACGCGUCUGGCCCCCAUGGCAUCUUUCCUGGCCUGGACACUGUGGCCAACCCCAGCUGGUAGCGGCACCCCUCGCUGGAUAUGCAUGAGGCCUGGGCCCCCAUGGGGGCCAGGCAAGAAGGACUGGGUCCCACAAGCCCCCAUGUACAGACACCUCCCCCCAGCCUGGGCCGAGCUUGCAGCUGGGGGGGGAAGGCAUCCAGCUCCUUCCAGCCCCGCAAGCAGCUCUGCCCCCCCAGCAGCAGGAUCCGGGGAGCCCCCCAGAGGGGGCAGCUGCUGGGCUGGUAGAGUGGCAUGGGGGCCGAGGCCAAGUCACAGGCACAGGCUGGGACCACAAAGCAUGCUGGGACAGGUGGGGGAAAUGGGCAGUGCAUGUGUUACCCCUCCCAAGUCUUGCUGGUUGCCCUCACUCCCGACCCGCAGCCUCUUACUUCCUCCCACCCAGCCCGGCCAGUGCCCCACACUCCCAACCUGCAGCCCCUUGCUGGUGCCCCUCACUCCAAACCCACAGCCCCUCGCCUGGCCGGUGCCCCUCACUCCCGACCUGCAGCCCCCUGCCCCCCUUCCUUUGCCUGUGACUCCUCGUAACCCGGGGGAUGGACAGGACGUUGGGGGGGCAGGGACAGAAAAUAACCCAUAAAAUAAAGUUUUAUUCCAAAAUAACAAAAUAAAUAAUCUACUGUACACGUACAAA